AUGAAGUUCUUCGCCAUUCUCUCCCUGUGCGCCAACCUCAUCGCCGCCGUCCCAGUCGAAGUUGUCGUCGAAGCCGGCGUCGCCGACCUCGAGAUCCGCCAGACUGGCUUGACCCGCAACGAGCUCGAGUCUGGCAGCAGCUCCGCCUGCCCCAGGGUCAUCUUCAUCUUCGCCCGUGCCUCCACCGAGCUUGGUAACAUGGGAGGCAGCGCGGGCCCCACUGUCGCGGACGCCCUCGAGAGCCAGUAUGGCGCCUCCCAGGUCUGGGUGCAGGGCGUUGGUGGACCGUACACCGCGGAUCUGCCGUCCAACGCGCUCCCCGAGGGGACCAGCCAGGCCGCUAUCAACGAAGCCAAGAGGCUGUUCACCCUGGCCAACACGAAGUGCCCCAACUCGGCCGUCGUAGCGGGCGGGUACAGCCAAGGCACUGCCGUCAUGGCAUCGUCCAUCUCAGAACUGAGCUCAACUAUCCAGGACCAGAUCAAGGGCGUCGUGUUGUUCGGGUACACCAAGAACCUGCAGAAUGCCGGCCGCAUCCCGAACUUCCCGACGUCCAAGACCGAGGUCUACUGCGCCGCCACCGACGCCGUGUGCUUCGGGACACUUGUCAUCCUGCCGGCCCACUUCUCAUACCAGACUGAAGCUGCCGUGGAUGCACCGCGCUUCCUGGCUGCCCGUAUUGGUUGA
This is a messenger RNA of Diaporthe amygdali, 687 nucleotides long. Its product is annotated as cutinase. The record is from RefSeq and is a predicted model, not a curated record. Gene Ontology annotation, biological process: carbohydrate catabolic process. Gene Ontology annotation, cellular component: extracellular region. NCBI's taxonomy places the organism in Eukaryota, Fungi, Ascomycota, Sordariomycetes, Diaporthales, Diaporthaceae. The coding region runs from base 1 to 687 and encodes 228 amino acids. Gene Ontology annotation, molecular function: cutinase activity. The transcript is spliced from 3 exons.